UUCAGUUUUUUUUUUUUUAGUUCAAGAUCUUUUUCAGGUGAUAAAAUUUGGUCUUGUAGAAAAAGUGGUUACAGGAGAAGAGAGAUAAAGAUGUCUGACAAAUACGCGUAUUUGAAGAAAGUUUUUGAUAAACUGCAUCAAUGUAAAUAUUACGAGAGCGACUUCAGUACUUCAGAUGUAGAAAUAGCCAUUAGAGAACUUAACGCUAUAUGUCAGACGCUGCCCAUGCUGAUCCCAGACACACAGAGAGAUAUAAUGAGGCUUUUGAAUGCUGCUCAGUCUAGACAUUUACAAGAAAUAUUAAAGUACAAGGCAGACGGCGAAGAAAAAUUCCAUAAUCUUCUAAAAGAGUACCAAAACUACCUCCAAAGGCAAUCGGUUGUUCCAGAGUUUGUAUUCAGUAAUUCCCCUGCAGGGUCUACCAAUUCAGAGUAUUUGAACACAAGUGAAGAUCGUGAAACAAGUUUUUCCAUGGUUGGUGACCAAAAACGGAGAGACCACCAUCGGCCUAAAAUAGAGCUGAGCGACCUGAAUACACCAGAGAAAAUAGCUGAGUACUUCAGAGAUCUUUAUCACAGGGAGUGGACCAUUGCUUUUAAAGCAUUAAAAGGCAUGGGUCAAAUAAGGAACGAAGAGGAAAUCAUUAGAAGAUUGGGCAAAAUGUUAGAAAUGGCGUAUGAAUUAUGUCGAGAAGAAGCCAGAAAACACAGAGGGAAAAUAACGGAGGCUCUAGUUUACCCCUUAGGAUUACCAGCAAUAGCAAAUGCUAGAGUAAACCACACCACAGAACAGAAACUGCAGCCUAGAGUCCAUCAGAUACAACAGGAGACGGGUUUGUACGCCGUACCAGCUGUUCAGGAGAUCUUUUGGUAUACACACGGUGGUGCAUUUGCAGAAACAGGAUGGGAUAAAUCUAAAGAAAUAAUUAACUAUGUUGAGAGCUGUGUUCGAAUAUGCUGGUUAUUUUCUAUUCAGGAUCCGCCUAUGAAACUUGUGUGGCCCGAAGAAGGGUUUAAAAUAAACGACAAUAUGAAGGAACACUCAAAACAUGGAAAGAUUGUCCACUUUACUGUAUGGCCUAUAUUGCAGUUAUAUGAAAAUGGUCCUUUGUUGUCUAAAGGUGUAGUGGAGCCAUUUUAACAUGAACUGUUCUAUAUAAGGGAAAGUGCUCAUUUUUGAGUUACCAUCUGUUUGC
Messenger RNA from Saccostrea cuccullata (small rock oyster), 1195 nucleotides. RefSeq lists its product as uncharacterized. Bases 91 to 1140 code for a protein of 349 amino acids. The transcript has 8 exons. NCBI's taxonomy places the organism in Eukaryota, Metazoa, Mollusca, Bivalvia, Ostreida, Ostreidae. The record is from RefSeq and is a predicted model, not a curated record.